Papaver somniferum (opium poppy) is the source of this 1272-nucleotide messenger RNA. Its product is annotated as F-box/kelch-repeat protein At3g06240-like. Bases 1 to 1272 code for a protein of 423 amino acids. Lineage: Eukaryota; Viridiplantae; Streptophyta; Magnoliopsida; Ranunculales; Papaveraceae. Gene Ontology annotation, molecular function: protein binding. The record is from RefSeq and is a predicted model, not a curated record. The transcript has a single exon.
AUGGCAAAUCUUCCAGAUGAUAUCAGGAGAAACAUCCUAUCUAGAGUACCCGUCAAAAAUCUCAUGCGAUUCAAAACAGUUUGCAAACCUUGGUAUAGUCUUAUUCGUAGCCCUCUUUUAGGGAAACUACAUUGCGCCAAUGCUAGCAAAACAGGCACAUCAUCAAGUUUUAUUAUGUUUCGCUGCUGCUUCAAAAACAAAGGCAACGUAAUUUAUUCAAUAGAUUAUAGGUCACUAUCUUCAAAAUUAUUAUCUUCAGCAACAUGUAACCCUCUUGGAGAUUCUAGUGAGAUGGAUUUUCCGCCAAGAUCCGCAAAUUGUCGCCAACUUUGGGGUUCUUAUAGAAAAGAAUUUGAAAUAAUUUUGGGUUCUUCCAAGGGUUUGAUGUGCUUACGCUCAAAAAAACCUGGUUAUGAGGAUGCCAUUUGUCUGUGGAACCCAUGUACCAGAGAGUACAAGACGGUACCUGAGUCUCCACAUAAUUUUAGAAGCUCUAGCACCGGUGUGGAUAUCGGUUUGUAUGGCCUGGGCUAUGAUGAGGAGAAUGGCGAUUUCAAAGUGGUGAGAGUUGCCCAAGUUGAUUCACGUGCUGAAUGUUUUGAUUAUUCUGUUGAUGAGUCUGAAACUGAGGUCCUCGAGUUCGGAAGGUCAUAUUCUGUUUAUCAGAUCUACACAUUAGGAUCUAACUCUUGGAAAAAAUGUCAAACAAUGGCAUACAAAUUUCACGGUGAACUAAAAUCUGGGGUGAUGGUGAAUGGAGCUCUUCACUGGUGGGCUAUUAAACGACGUGACGGCUACGAAGCCAUAAUCUCUUUUGAUUUCACGGAUGAGAUAUUCAGGGAGGUUGCAAUAAUAGAAGGAUCUAUGAAGCAUCCACCAGGUAGCUUCAAAGCAUAUGAAAAUAACAAUGUUGGAGUAUUAGGAGGGUGCCUAUGUGUACUGCACAAGACCUUAGAUAAGGUUGACGUUUGGGUCAUGCAUGAGUACGGCAUAAAUGAGUCAUGGAUGAAACAUUUCACCGUUACGGAAGAGUCUGUUUUGGAAACCACCAGCUUGAGGAUAGUAUGCGACUUUGCGAAUAGCGCCGUUCUUUUCAAAACAGAUGAUUCCAUGAUUUAUUAUGACCCAAAUCAUGAAACACAACGUACUAGAAAACUCACGGUACCUGGUACAGACAAUUUAUACGGUGCCGGGAUAUGUGAGAUCAGCCUGAUGCCACUUUACUCUGGCACUUACUGUGAGAAAAUCAAGACAUAUUUGAGGAUCGGGUAA